This is a messenger RNA of Cryptococcus wingfieldii CBS 7118, 921 nucleotides long. RefSeq names its product fructosamine kinase. The transcript has 4 exons. The record is from RefSeq and is a predicted model, not a curated record. Lineage: Eukaryota; Fungi; Basidiomycota; Tremellomycetes; Tremellales; Cryptococcaceae. The coding region runs from base 1 to 921 and encodes 306 amino acids.
AUGCCAAAGCUCAACACCACUAUCGAAAACAUCUUUACCUCCGCCGGUAUCCCCGCCUCCGACCUCUCCCCUGCCUCCUCGUCCUCUGGCGUCGUCACCCAGCUAUCGACCGGGAAACAGUUUUUCACAAAGACGCAGAGCGAUGUGGUGCAGAUGAGGGGGGAAGUUGCCGGCCUCCGCGCUAUGGCCGCAACAUCGCAUGCCCUCGUUCCCGAGGUCAUCGGUUUUGAGAUCUCGCACAACGGCAACAGCAGUUCGAUGGUAUCCCAGUGGUUCGACCUCUCCUCCGCCCGCGGCGGCCACACCCAGCGCGGUCUCGGUAAGAAGAUUGCAGAGAUGCAUGCGAUCCCGCCGAAGGAGAUGUGGGAGGAGAUAGGGUAUACGGGCAAGUAUGGGUUUGGGGUCAAGACGCAUUGUGGGGUGUCGGAGCAGGAUAAUGGGUGGAAUGAGGAUUGGGAGGGGUUUUGGAGGGAUCAGAGGUUGGGAUUCCUUGUUCAGAAAAUCGGCGAUAAAAACAUUUCGUCUCUCUUUGAGCAGCUCAAGUCAAAAGCAAUCCCCCUCCUCCUCUCCCCAGGCUCAUUCUCCCCUCCUCCCAAACCCGUCAUAAACCACGGCGACCUCUGGUCAGGCAACGCCGGCUACGACGAGUCCACCUCUGAACCCGUCAUCUUUGAUCCGGCGAGUUAUUGGGGGCAUCAUGAGAGUGAUUUGGGUGUUACGCAUAUGUUUGGGGGGUUUACACCAGAAUUCUAUGAAGAGUAUCACAAGAUCCAUCCCAGAUCGUCACCCAACUAUGACGAGCGACAAAAGCUUUAUGAGCUGUAUCAUCAUCUUAAUCAUACAUUCAUGUUUGGUGGUGCGUACAGGAGCGGGACGGAGAGGAUCAUGAGAGACCUCAUCGCCUGGGCGGAUAAACAGUAA